Molecule: messenger RNA, 1821 nt
Organism: Plasmodium fragile
Lineage: Eukaryota; Apicomplexa; Aconoidasida; Haemosporida; Plasmodiidae
Exons: 3
Coding region: 1-1821 (606 amino acids)
Biological process (GO): spliceosomal tri-snRNP complex assembly; mRNA splicing, via spliceosome
Cellular component (GO): precatalytic spliceosome; U4/U6 x U5 tri-snRNP complex; U4 snRNP
Source: RefSeq, a predicted model, not a curated record
AUGAUGCUUCUGUUGGUGGCCCUCGCUGUGGUGAAAUGCUUCUCUUUGACUGAACUUAAAAAAAAAAAUGGUUGCUGCCCCAGGUUCCGGAGAACCCAGAAUGGAAAUUCCAAUUCGUUGAAAGAUUCUUCAGAAGGGCGCAGGAACAGUGAAAGAGAACAGGCGACCCUGGCGGACACGUUCCUUCAGGACCUCGAAGACCUGGAGUUUGAAGAAGAAAAUAACUUUAUCAAUUUUAAUGCAGAAAAAAAUGAAGGUGAACAGGGCGAAACUGACAAAGGCAGUCAUGUGGAAGAGCAUGGGCAAGAGGCGAAGUUCCAGGACGAUGAUUACGAAGAAAUUGUGGAUGCGAUCGAAGAGUUCCUAAACGAAAAAAUAAAAAAAAAGGAAAGGAAAAUAUCUGAACUACUGUAUGACGACGACUUCCUUAAAAUAAUGAACAGCAUCAGGAACUAUGUCAUGGAGGAGGAAGAAAAGAAGAAGAAGAACGCUGAAGGAGAGGAAGGCGCAGAAGAGGAUGAUGAAGAUGCGGAAGCUGGAGAAGCCCGUCGGGCUAAAAAGCGAAGGAGAAAAGGGCAUUCAUCUGGAGAAGGCGAAGAGGCGCAUGAGUCAGAAGAGGAUGAUGAGGAUGAUGAUGAGGACGCCGCUGCUUCCAAGAACGCAGACGAAGUGCUGAUCGAAAAAUGCAUCGAACUCAUAAUACAAAUAGACACCGAAAUCCUAAACAUCCACAAAUACGUGAAGGAUAUUUACUCGACGAAAUUCCCAGAGUUGGACUCCAUCGUGUAUACCCCUCUGGAGUACAUCAGUGUAGUGAGCAAAAUAAAAAACGAAAGUGAUUUGAAAAAUAUUGAUUUCUCCGAUAUUUUGCCGAACACUACUGUUAUGGCUAUCACCGUCGCCUCAAGUAUGAGCACAGGGAUAAACUUAUCAGACCACGCCUUAAAGACUUGCCUAUUCUUCUGCAAUGAAGCAUUAGAAUUAAACGAAAACAGAAAAAUGAUUUUGCUAUAUUUAGAGAGCAAGAUGUUUUUGCUGGCCCCAAAUUUGACCAUGCUGCUAGGUAGUGCAUUAACAGCUCGUUUAAUUAGUUCCGUGGGGUCUUUAAAAAAUCUUUCCAUCACAUCAUCUCAAAACCUUAUAGUGGUAGGUAGCUCGAAGAAGUCAGUCCUUGGGCUUAGUAAUGUACGGAAGACAUUCGGAAUAGGCAUAUUAAGUACCUCUGAAAUUGUACAGAGCGUUCCUGAUGCAUAUAAAAAAAAAGCCAUCAGUUUACUGGCUGGUAAGUGUAGUCUAGCAUCUAGAGUCGACUACUUUAAAAAAUAUCCUGAGGGACAAUAUGGAUUACUACUACGAGAAAACUUAAUAAGUCAUUUAAUCAAAUUACAAGAACCGCCUCCAAUGAAACAGAAAAAAAUCCUCCCCAUGCCAGAUGAGAAGAGGAAACGAAAAAGAGGAGGAAAGAGAUAUAGAAAAUUAAAAGAAAAAACGGAGAUCACUGAACUGAGGAAACAGAUUAAUAGGUUGCCCUUUGGACCCAACUCGAAUGAAGACUUUUACACAUUCACCGACCAAAAUGCAAUUUUGCUAAACUCAAAUAUCACAAAAUUGAAGUACCAGUCUAAGCAGAAGGUGAAUAAUGUGGCGAAGAAGAAGAACCUGUCCGUGCACUCCAGUGGAGUAACUGGUGGUUUGUCGUCUUCCCUGAUCUUCACCCCCCUGCAGGGCAUCGAGCUGUUCAACCCUUCCGUCGUCAACCCGAGGCCCGACCCCGUCGAGAACAAGUACUUCUCUAGCAAGGCCCAAUUCCGCAAGGUGUAG